Messenger RNA from Colletotrichum siamense, 504 nucleotides. RefSeq lists its product as uncharacterized. The coding region runs from base 1 to 504 and encodes 167 amino acids. NCBI's taxonomy places the organism in Eukaryota, Fungi, Ascomycota, Sordariomycetes, Glomerellales, Glomerellaceae. The record is from RefSeq and is a predicted model, not a curated record. The transcript has 4 exons.
AUGACAUUUAACUACGAGUUCAAAGCCAGUUUCAGUCCGGCACCAGCCACAGCACUUGUACUUUUCAUUGGUUUCUUUGCCUGGAUUACAUCAACGAUUAGAAAACGGCGUCUUUCCAACGAGCUCAAGUCUGGUUUCAGACAAUCGGAGAACCACGCUCAUAAAGUAACGACCAAGGCCCCUUUGGAACGGCUUGAAGACUCCGACUGGAAAUCCGCAUCACCAAGGAAAUUCAGACCUUUCAAGCCAAUUUAUCACAUCACCAUGGCCCUGCAGUCCGAUACGCCGUCCGAUCUUAUCACAAUCGACAAAGACUAUCUUGAACGAAUCAAUCUUCGCAAAACCCUCAUCGAAAAACAUGGCCAGACAGUUCAUGGAUAUAUUCCAUCCGGCCAGGAUGCUGUGCAAGAGCUGUACAGCUACCUGAUGGCAGAAUACCUACCCACCCGAUAUCCCACAUUAUUCGAACUCGCGGAAAACGGCAGCAUCGUGAGGAAUCAGUAG